Molecule: messenger RNA, 563 nt
Organism: Drosophila innubila
Lineage: Eukaryota; Metazoa; Arthropoda; Insecta; Diptera; Drosophilidae
Gene: msd1
Product: augmin complex subunit msd1
Exons: 2
Coding region: 41-511 (156 amino acids)
Source: RefSeq, a predicted model, not a curated record
CUUUGACAGCUGGUUCCCACCAAUAAGACACAGAUUCAAAAUGUCGGAAAUAAUUGACGAAAUGUUGGCGGACCUUGUACUGACACGCCAGACUAUGCAAAAACAGGUGGGCAAGAUCGGUGAAAUCAUGGAAAAGUCCAACAAAACGCUGCUGCACAUUGAAACACAAAAUCUGCCGCCGCAUUCGAGAACGAUAACUUCGCCGCCAUCUGAUGAAGCUGCCGAGUCACAAAGCAUUUUCAAUCUAAAGCCAGAAUGCGAGCAAUCAAUUGUAAAGAUAUUGGAACAAUUUCAUCUGCUGAUGCAACAAUCGGUGAACGGGGACAACAAUUUAGGUGGCCCCAGUGCCCAAGAUGCCUGUUUGACGUAUCGCCAUCACUCGGAAUAUUUGGGAAGCAGUGUGCGAAAGUUGGUGGCAUUCUGCGAUACAAUGAACCAAUUGAAACUGAAUUUACAGAUGCAGGAGGAACUGGACGAAGAGGACAAGGAGAACAACGAAGAGGAGUAUUAACCGCAAAUAUAUAUUUAAAACGAAUAAAUUACAAAUUAACUUAUAGAAUUAA